Messenger RNA from Monoraphidium neglectum, 1680 nucleotides. RefSeq lists its product as hypothetical. The record is from RefSeq and is a predicted model, not a curated record. The transcript is spliced from 3 exons. The coding region runs from base 1 to 1680 and encodes 559 amino acids. NCBI's taxonomy places the organism in Eukaryota, Viridiplantae, Chlorophyta, Chlorophyceae, Sphaeropleales, Selenastraceae.
AUGAGCGGGGAGACGCGCAGAAACAUCCUUUCUGCCAUACGCGAGCAAGCCAGGCUACUGCGUGACGGUCGCAAGGACUCUGAUCCUGCAGCGUGGACCCAGCAGCAGUGGUGGGAGAGCUUUGUUUACUUGUUUGUCAACGCGGGCGGCGGCUACUGUGAUGGCGGCGAGCAUCACGACGAUCUCCUGUUCUUUGUGAACGCCGGCUGGGUCGCAGCCAAGGGCAACCAAACCGGCGCAGGCGCUGCGGGCAAGCCCGGCAAGCCCGGCGGUGCGCCUCCGCCCUCCCCGCCCCAGCAGGGCGCGGCGGCGGCGGCGCUGCCGCAUCAGCAGCAGCAGCAGCAGCAGCAGCAGCAGCAGCAGCAGCGGCCGGCGGCAGCGGUAGCAUCUGGCGCGGGCGCGCCUCAGGCCGCGCCGCGGGAGCCGUACUUCGUGCGGCGGCGCGGCGCGUCGCUGCCCGAGGACUUGAGCCUGAGCGGCCGCGGCUUUGCGGGAGUGGACUGGGCGGCCAGUGUGCUGCUCAACACGGUGCUGCAGAGCCGAUUCCAGCUGACGGUCGUGGCCUGUGGGCGCGAGUCCCUGGCUUUUGUUGCCGAGGGCCGCACCUGGGCCCCCCGCAUGCGCGCCGUGUCGCGCCCCGUGUUCGCCAGCCCCACUGUAACCGCCGUGAAUCUGGACAGCAGCCGCGGGGAGGCCGCCAACCCGGCGCCAUGCUAUCCUGACGCGUGCUUCGCGGUGGACAACUUUGAUGCGGCGUUUGAGGAGCUCGUGCUGUCGGAGCCAGAGCACUGCUACUGCGUCGUGCUGCACGCGCUGCUGGACGGCUGCGGCGCGGGCAGCGGCGGCGGCGCGUGGCGGCCGUCUGCGGAGGGGUCCGAGGCGGCGGGGCUGGCCGUGCAGCAGCAACAGCAGGAGCAGCAGCAGGAGCAGGAGCAGCAGGAGAAUCAGCAGCAGGAGCAGCGGCAGCAGCAGCAGCAGGCAGGGACGAAUGGCGCCGAGGGCCGGGCUGUGUCGACAUCGGGCGGCGGCGGCGGCGGCGGCGGCAGCUCCGCCAGCGACGCGCCCGGCGACGCCUGGCGCAUCGGCACGCGCCGGCGGUGCCUGUUUGCAGGGUACGUGUCGUACGAGCAGAUCGUCGACUUCAUAGCGCAGUCCAGGGGCCCGACGCGCAACCUGCUGGACGCGUUGCUGGGGCCGCAGCCAAACGGCGGGAAGGACCGCGUGGUGAUGACGGGCCCCGGCGGCGUCGGGCGCGCGGAGGUCGCCGUGACGCGGCUGGCGGAGACGCCGGCGGCGCGCUCGGGCGGCGGCGACGCGAGCGGCGGUGCGGCGGCGAGCGGCGGCGGGAAGGGGUCGUCGGGGGGGCUGGCGGACGCGCAGGAGCAGCCGCCCCAGCAGCAGCGGCAGGAGCCUGGUGGCAGCGGCGGCAGCGGGGGCGGCGCACUUGGAGUCGGGGGCCUGCUGCAGCGCGGCUUCAUGCGCGCGCGGCUGGUGGCGAGCGGCCUGCAAAAGGCGCUGGAAGCAGAGUUUGCCGGCGGCCCCGCGGCGGCCGGCGGCACGGGCAGCGGCGAGGCGAGCGGCGGGGGUGCUGGCGGCGGCGGCUGGCGGGUGCAGUGCGCUCUUAUGCUACUGAAGCUGCCGGUCGAACAUUUGGCGCGAGAGCUGCUCGAAGGCUUUUGA